GCAGCAUUUGCAAGAUGACCAAGUUUGUGACGUCCAAGAAGGAAGUCCUCUCGCUGUACCGCGAGAUCAUCCGCGUCUCGCGGGCCUUCCAAUGGCCCAACGAGCAAGGCCAGCCGUGGGCGAAGAUCCUGCGAGAGAACGCCCGCAAGGAGAUUGAAAUGGCCCGCCACGAGACAAACACGGAGAAUAUUGCGCGCAUGCUCGUGGUUGGCUGGGACUGUCUGCACCAAGUGCAGAGCAAGAUGGCGGAGAAGGCCGACGAGAUGCAAGGCAAGACCAAAGAUUAAUUCCUAAUGCUACUUUAACGUAACAACCCGA
Messenger RNA from Saprolegnia parasitica CBS 223.65, 318 nucleotides. RefSeq lists its product as hypothetical. The record is from RefSeq and is a predicted model, not a curated record. The transcript is spliced from 4 exons. The coding region runs from base 15 to 287 and encodes 90 amino acids. NCBI's taxonomy places the organism in Eukaryota, Oomycota, Saprolegniomycetes, Saprolegniales, Saprolegniaceae. Gene Ontology annotation, biological process: mitochondrial respiratory chain complex III assembly.